Molecule: messenger RNA, 2466 nt
Organism: Paramacrobiotus metropolitanus
Lineage: Eukaryota; Metazoa; Tardigrada; Eutardigrada; Parachela; Macrobiotidae
Exons: 6
Coding region: 430-2304 (624 amino acids)
Source: RefSeq, a predicted model, not a curated record
UGAGCAGUAUCUAAAGGUACUGUACAAUACCACUUCUACAGAAUUACCUCUCUGAAGUCUGAACUAUUCUUAACGCGAAAAGAAGAUUGCGUUAAUGAAUCUGCCGACUUCCAUUAUUAUUUUCACAUCAUGUAAAGCCCCUUCUCCAUCAGCACAAUACCGGUACCGGUUAUCUUGACCGAUCAAUAAAUGCUACAUUUGUAAAACCGAAGUUGGCUUCUUUUUACUAACGCCGGCUUAUCAUUUUGAUGAUUCCAUGGUGUGAUCUACCAAUGGAACAUAGCUGUAAAAGAAUAGAAGGUAUGUUGUUCCUUUCACGCAGGCCCAAAAUUUAUUGCAUUUUAAAUUCUUUCGCUUGUGAAAACCAAAACGGAUCGUCCGUCCAUCAAUUGUAACGUUGUUGAGAUCGCUUCCGAUGGAAAACCGCAGAUGGAAACAGCAUCGCAGCUCCGAUGGCGGUUUUCCCUACUGUGCGUGACCUUUUUGUUUUGUCUGGCUUUGUACACUCUGGCGGGACCGGUUGGUCCCUAUGGUCGCUGUCCGGAAAGUAAUCAGUCCCAACAGGUGAACGACCGUUGCCGAUUACGUCGGUUUGUGGCACCGCGCGAUAAUAACGCGCUCUUACAGUGCGCAUCGGCGACAUCGUUUGACAUACGUGAUGCAUUAGUGCGGUAUGCUUAUCAGAAGUGUCAAUUUGUGCUAUUUUUGGACAUUGUGUCCUUCAUCGGCAAUGAAACCCUGGAUUUAGCGGAAGACACAUUUGACUCCAUUCCAACUAUUACCACACAUUUGCAGUUGUGGGGAUUAACAUGGAUUAUACCGAAAAACUGGAAUGAAUUAACACCGUUUGUAGUAACGAAUAUGAUCAGACAACUACACCUUGUCAACAUGAAAUUUGUGCCCCCGGAUAACACUUUGCCGUUCGAUUUAUUCAAAGGAUUAGAUCAGGUGGAGCGUGUUGCUAUAUUUCAUACGGAGUUACCCCUUGUCGAAGAAGGGUUUUUUGACGUUCUUCCGAAACUUGGCUGCCUUAAAUUGUUCAACAUUUCCAUUCCAUGUUUAUGCUCCAUGAAGUGGUUCCAUGACUGGAUUGUAACUAAUCAGUUUACCAUGAUUUUCAAUGGUGACCCGGAUUGCGGCAUUUAUAACACCAACUGCUAUGGAAAUGGUUUGGAUGGCGUGUGGAUUUUAAGUCCUGAUGUGGACACCGAAUUAAACAAGUGUACAACAGCGACGAAACUCUCACCAAAAAGUAUCUCCUUGAAACUACGUAAUUUUGAUAAUGGCACCGACGAAGAACUGCAACAAAUGCUACAGGACGGUAGCGAAUUAUGGAUGGUCAAUGGUCAAGCGUCACUACCCAAUGGAAGCGCUCCCACUCAGGAAGGUCGCACCAUGAUUCCACCAGAACGCCGCACUGACAUUCAGACACUGGAUCCCAUCAGUCUGGAGUGCAAACCCGAAGGAUUCCGGGUAAUGAUUCCCUUGCAAACCUCCCCGGUAACGAAAGCGGAAUUCUGGAAUUUUGGUAAUGUCACCAAGUGCACCAGCGAAGGAAACAUGGAGAGCAGUGAACGCAUGCUGGUGCUGACGACAAAUUACACGUCCUGUGGCACGGUAUUGACGGAUGACGAAGAACGCCUGACCUUUCAGAAUGUGAUUGUCGUAGAACACCCUGCUGCCGACGACAACAACGAUGUGCUAAUUGAACGUGUGACCUUUUCCAUGAUACCGAUUGUCUGUGUAUUUAUGCGCACCGAGCAGUUCUCCUUUCUACAGACAUCGGAUCUGCAGCCGGCGAAUGUCCGCCGCAUGAAAGAUCCCCUCAGUGGUGUCAAUACGGCCAAAGUGAAGAUCGAAAUCGUCAAUGCAGUGGCUUCCGCCCUGAAUAACAUCUUCUCUUUCGAUAUUUUUGCGGAAGCGAUUGCCGAUCCGCGAUUGUCUCUGAUGGUAGAAACCCUCUACGCCACCCCCACAAACAACAGUGCUGAUGUCAAGCGAUAUGACAUUAUUGUUGACGGUUGUCCAAAAGACGGCACACUGCAGUCCACGCCUCUAAUUGACGGCAAGGUCGGUUUCCGGUUUACGAUGACGCCUUUCAAAUUCCGCGGCAACGCUACCAACGAUGUCUACCUACACGGUCAUGCCAUUCUGUGCAACAACUUCAGUGAGAAAUGCGAAUUUGAUUGCACCUCCAAGGCACAGCCAAGAAUGAUGCCGUCUCAACGUUCACUCAAUGACAUUGAUUUCGAUGUGGUCAGAUACUCGAAGACGUCCGUUCUGCGAGCCGCGGAAAUGAUCUGAGGAAAUUCCCUCAGAAAUUCGAUGCCAAACUGUUCCUUAUGCCAACUGUGAUAGAUCGUUUUAUUCUGUGAUAAGUAAACAAAACAUUCAUCUCCAUACCCGAUUUUGUAAGUCGCUACGGAAAACUGAAACACACGCUUUGUAAACAAAAUACAAUCAAUA